Molecule: messenger RNA, 2409 nt
Organism: Colletotrichum godetiae
Lineage: Eukaryota; Fungi; Ascomycota; Sordariomycetes; Glomerellales; Glomerellaceae
Exons: 5
Coding region: 1-2409 (802 amino acids)
Biological process (GO): double-strand break repair via homologous recombination; mitotic G2 DNA damage checkpoint signaling
Cellular component (GO): Mre11 complex
Molecular function (GO): protein binding; damaged DNA binding
Source: RefSeq, a predicted model, not a curated record
AUGUGGUUAUUAGAGACUGACGGCAAUGUAUUCGAAGGGCGACGGCUUUGGCUCCGGCCAGGCAAACGAUAUCUCUUCGGCCGAACGGACUCGGAACCCGGACAACUGGCUAUCUCCCACAAGACCAUUUCGCGCAAACAUCUGACCAUCGAGGUUGACAAUGUGUCCGACGGCGACAGCCAACACCUUACCCGCCGAUCGACCGUCACAAUCGAAGACUUGGGCACCAAGACCGGAACGACCGUAGACAGGCACAAAUACAAGGGCGAGAAGCAUGUGGUGGCCGCAGCCUCGGCAGAGAUUAAGAUGGGCGGCUGCCCUGACCUGUUUCGCUUGACCUGGCAGCCUGUGGCGCUCACAUUCAGCUUCUCGAGCCGAGAAAUGCAGUCCGACCCCUUUUCACGACUGCGUGUCGACCUUGAGCAGCUUGAUGUCAAGUUACUGGCAGACUAUAACAUCCAGCACACGACACACGUUGUCACUAAGAAGCGCAACACCUCGAAGGGAUUGCAGGCCCUCAUCAACGGAAGGUACAUCGUGGCCGAUUCUUUCGUUGAUGCCAUUGUCGCAGCGGCGACCCUAUCGGAAGAUGACGAUAUCACUGCCUCUUCUGCUUUAGAAACAGACUUUAAUGGCAAUUGGCCAGAUCCGUUGAAGCACCUGCCUCCUCGCGGUGGCGAGCCUGUCGAAAGGCCCCCAUCCGCGUAUGCGCCGGAUGAUGCCCGCUUGGAAAUCUUUGAGGGGUACACCUUCAUUUUCUACGAUAAGGGACAAUUUGACAAUCUUCUGGCACCAAUAACCAACGGCAAGGGCAAGGCUCUGUUUACUAAGGUCGAUCCAAAGUCAACUACUGUGGACGAUUUUGUUCUCUACGUCAAAACGGAAGCUGGCGAGAAAGGCCUUGGAUCCUUUGACGACGGUAGCGAAGGGCGAGGCGUCGUAGUCGUCCGCUUCGUACCGAACAAGGGCGACGCUGUGGACUGGUAUGCCGACUUCUUCACUCAAGUCUCCCUUCGACUUGACCACAGACCCAUCGAACAGAACGAGUUCCUCGAGGCCAUCCUCAUCAAAGAUGCCAGCAUAUUGCGCCGGCCUUUGGAGAUGGACCCCACUCAGGGUCCGGCAAGCAAAGCACCACAACAGCAGGUGGCAAGGGGUGACUCCAGCUCGAUGGAUAUAGAUCAGCCAACGACCUCACAGAACACGCCUCAAGAGUCUGCACCCCCGUCUAAGCCUGCUGCUGCCAGAAGUCGGGUGCGGAGGGCACCGACAAGACGCUUCGCUGGAUUUGACGCCGAUGAUGAUGACGAUGAUGCAUUCACUCCUCCAGUGACUGAAAGCAAAUCCGCCGAGGCUGAAUCUGAAGAAGAGGGUCUGUUCGUUUCUCAAGAUGUGAAUGCGUCAAACGAGGCAGCCGGACCAUCGCCAGAUACAAAUAGACGAUCCCAGAGGAAACGCCCUGCAACACAGGACGAUGACAUUGAGGACAUCAUCCCAACAGCGGCCGCAGUCAAACGACGGAGGAUCGCAGCCGGAGAAGAGCCCGUUCCACGUGCCGAGCCACCUGAACACGCGAAACCCGAGUCAAGGCCCGCUCCCAGAGUAAAGAAGGUGAAGAAAGAGAUCGACGUCCUCGACGUUGCCCGCCAGCAGAGGGAAGCAAUGGAGGCUUGUCUCAAGGCAGAAAAAGAAGAUUUGGCCAAUUUACCCGACGACGUUGAUCUAGAGCAAAUCCGUCGCUUGCACAUUGUCGAGGAGAUGCCACUACGUCAACCACCAGCCAACAGAGGUCACGAUAAAGAUGACGAGAAUGGUAGAUGGGAUCCACGGUGGAAUGGGAGGAAGAACUUCAAGCGCUUCAAGCCGCGGGGCGAACUCACUGGCCGACCUCCCCAGAGGGUCAUCGUGUCCUUGACGCAAGUCAAGACCAAGGAGUUUGGCAUUGGAGACGAUUACUGGCUAGAGGACGACAGCCAGCGUAAGAAGAAGGGUAACGACAACCAGAAGAGCGGUACAGCUCAGGACGAGCCCGCUCCUCCGCCACCGCCGCCGCCGCCGCCUGCGUCUCGGCCUGCAUCGCGACAACAUCGUAUCGUUCUAAGCGACGACAGUGAAGAGGACGACAUACCCGAUACCCAGGCCGAGCCCGUAGCUGAACCUGAGCCAGAACCAGAACCAGAACCGACGCCAGCAUCACGGUCGAGAAGUACCCGCGCCACGACGGCGACACAGUCACAGAACACCACACAGAGCCAAUCAUCAAGACAGACUCGCGGGAAGAGGUCCGCGCCAGAACCAGCCAAGGAGCCGCCGGCGAAGAAGCCGAGAGCCUCGCGGAAAGUUAUCGAGGUCGCGGACAGUGACGACAGCGAAGAUGAGCUCAAGUUCAAGUUUGGUCGACGGCGAUGA